Molecule: messenger RNA, 801 nt
Organism: Arachis ipaensis
Lineage: Eukaryota; Viridiplantae; Streptophyta; Magnoliopsida; Fabales; Fabaceae
Source: RefSeq, a predicted model, not a curated record
CUCUAUGGAAGUUCUUUGAAUGCCCCUUCGCCCUCCAUCGUCGAGCCCCGUCCAGCCGUCGUUGUCCAGCGCCUCUCCCUUUCUGGCGCCUCUCCUAGUGUGUCUGGUUCUGCCACUCAACAAACUUAUUCCCAUAUGGCCAACAAGAGUAGAAUGAAUGAAAGGCAGAUAUUGAGUAAAAACCAUAAAGGUAUUGAAGAGAUGUGGUUAGAGGUUCUUGAGAGGAUUCAAGUUACUGGACUGAGAGAAUUUUUGUAUAAAGAAGGCAAGCUGAUCUCUGUCAGUUUUGGAGCAGCUCCAACUGUACAGCUAAUGUUUAGUUCUCAAAUGACGAAAUCCACGGCUGAGAAGUUCACAGGUCACAUUUUACAAGCAUUUGAAUCUGUCCUCGGAACAUCUGUAACGAUAGAAAUUAGAUGCGAGUCAACUAGAGAUGCAGGCUCAGCUGUUCAACUUCCUCUUACAUUGCCUGCUACUGAUGAUAGUUCGUCACACAUUAGAGAAUUAAGUGGUGUCGGUGUCGGUGUCGCUCGAGCUCAUCCAAGGCGUGAAAUCAUAGAAGAAGCAGCUUCUCCAGCAGAGCACAAGAAUGAUGCACAUCAAGUUGAUGCUCAUGCAACAUCUUACAGAAGUGUAGAAGGUUCAAGUAUAGGGCAAGCAUCAGCUUCCCAAAGAAAUCCAAUAGUUAAGUCUCACUUGGACUGCAGAAAGCUUAGGGAACAAGGUCAAAGUAAAAGUAUUGUAAAAAGUAAGGUAUCUCUUGCUCAUGUAAUCUAGCAGGCGGAAAGCCAGCAAAUUGGG